UCACAGGCUCAAAAGUUUUUUUCCACUGCUGGAACUUGUUGCUUGCUGGCUACAUGCUGCUGCCGUUGUUUGCGUUCUUCAUCAGAGACUGGAAGAUGCUGGUUCUUGGUCUUACACUGCCUAGCUUCCUGUUUGGGCUUUUGUGGUGGUUCAUCCCUGAAUCUCCUCGAUGGCUGGUCUCUCAGGGAAGACGAGAACAAGCUGAGGACAUUUUAAGAAGUGCUGCUAAGAAGAACAAAGUUGAGGCACCGCUCAUGAUUUUUAGUCCUUUGCCGGUGAGACAAAACCUGAAACUGAGAAAAAAACGAGCCCACAACAUCUGUGACCUGUUUAGUUCUAAUAACAUCCGCUGGAUUUCUGUCACACUGUGGCUGAUCUGGAAUACUGUGGCCAUGUCCUACUUUGGGCUUUCCCUGAACACUUCGAACCUUCAUGGUAACAUCUACUUCAGCUGUUUCAUGUCAGCUGUGGUUGAGAUACUUGUUGAUGUUUUAUCAUGGAUUACGUUUCGCUGGUGUUCCAGACGACUGACUAUCUCAGCCACCAUCACCAUGUCAGGACUGCUUCUGUUUGUUAUACAGUUAAUACCAGCAAGUCUGAUUUCCCUUGCUAUAGCACGCGAGAUGAUGGGAAUUUCGCCAUAGCAACAGAUUUGCCGUUGUGCAUACACAGCUGAACUCUACCCAACUGUGCUGCGGACAACAGCUAUGGAUGCCUGCUCCAUUGCUUCCAGGAUAGGCAGCAUAUCGGCCCG
Thalassophryne amazonica is the source of this 754-nucleotide messenger RNA. Its product is annotated as solute carrier family 22 member 5-like. The transcript is spliced from 5 exons. Lineage: Eukaryota; Metazoa; Chordata; Actinopteri; Batrachoidiformes; Batrachoididae. Gene Ontology annotation, molecular function: transmembrane transporter activity. Gene Ontology annotation, cellular component: membrane. The record is from RefSeq and is a predicted model, not a curated record. Bases 54 to 644 code for a protein of 196 amino acids. Gene Ontology annotation, biological process: transmembrane transport.